Messenger RNA from Nilaparvata lugens (brown planthopper), 1659 nucleotides. RefSeq names its product BTB/POZ domain-containing protein 3-like. Lineage: Eukaryota; Metazoa; Arthropoda; Insecta; Hemiptera; Delphacidae. Gene Ontology annotation, molecular function: protein binding. Gene Ontology annotation, cellular component: cytosol. The transcript has a single exon. Bases 270 to 1517 code for a protein of 415 amino acids. Gene Ontology annotation, biological process: neurogenesis. The record is from RefSeq and is a predicted model, not a curated record.
GUAUUGUACUCCAACCGAAUUAAUAUAUCUGUACCGUAACUCUCACUUAGAAUUGAUUAUCUUGAGGUUGCUUUGAUAUUUAGUAAUCUGUAUUCAGCUUGAAAAUUUCAGUUGAAACUUGACUGGCGUUGAUAGUGAUUGUUAUUGUUAGUGGCAGUGUUGAAUUGUGAUCAUUUUUACACCAAUUUACAAGUGCAUUACGGACGGUCUAGACUAACAUCAACUUACAAAUUAUUUUCAAUUGAAUAACGGGAUAUUAAGAUUUCAAAAUGAGUCGCUCAUACGGAAAAUUCAAAAACCGCUUUCUCCAAGCUUCAAACAACGGCAUCGGCUACGAUUGCAAAUUCAUAGUCGGUCCUGACAAUACUGCAAUCCAAGGACAUAAAUUCCUGUUCUCGGUGGCGAGCGAGGUGUUCCAAGCAAUGUUCUACGGCGAUUUGAAGGAAGAAAACGCUGUGAAAAUCGACGAUCUGGACUUUGAAGGAUUCGAAUCCAUGAAGCAUUUCAUCUAUACAGGUGAGGUGAGAUUCACAUCUGCAAUUCACGCCCUCUCAACUUACAUAGCGGCUCGCAAAUAUAUAAUUCCUGAACUCAACAAGGGAUGCAUGAACUACAUUAAAAAACAACUGAAUCCCUCCGAGGUACUGGAAUUCUAUGAGCAUUGUGAAACGUGCAAUGCACCCGAAUUCGAAGAGCUGUGUUUAAAAAUUAUGGAAGAGAAAACCGACCAAAUAGUUGACAGUGACUAUUUCCCAACAGCCAAAGCCGAAACAAUCAAAUUGAUUCUCAAGUCUCGGAGUCUGAGUUUGAAAUCGGAAAUCGAGGUGUUCAAUCUGUUUGAGAAAUGGGCUCUGGCUGAAGCAGCUCGCAGACAAAUUGGUGAUAGUGAAUUGGCAUCUAGUUUUAAUCAUCUGAAAAAGUACGUACGGUUUCUCACAAUCAGUAGGGGAGAGUUCACCAAACUUAUUGAAAAGUCUUUGCUGCUCACACCAACCGAGAAACGUGCUAUAGAGAGCAAUCUUUUGCAAUCAUAUUCGAAACCCAUGCCUGUAGAUCUGUCGGUGGUACAAAUGCAACGUAGCUUUCUGCCUAAAUCAGUCACAUCAGAAACAUUUCAAUACUCACAUACAUUUGUAAUUUCUUUGAAGAGCGCUUGUGCAUCGUGUAAAACAACCAAAACUUGGAUCAAGUUUUGUGAUCUUACUCUGAUUAUUUCACCUGAACAUGGCGACAGGAAUAUCUUCUUCUACGUUAGGCCUAGUCGAUAUAGUUGUGGACUAAAUAGAAUUAGCAUGAAUUACAGAAUAGAAACAAAAGUUUCAGUAUUAGCGACAAAUGAAAUUGAUGACCUAAUCUUCAGAGAUAGAUCUAAAUUCUUCGUGAACAGCAACUUGUCGAAUGAUCAACAAGAUAAGGUAACGGUUGCUGAAAUUCCAAUUCAUUUAAUAACUAACAAGUAUAUUUCAAGAGGAACACAUGACCAUGUCAAAGUUCAAAUACAAUUCAACAUUGAGUAGACUUAUUGGAAAAAAAUGAGUACAAAGCUAAACGAGUAUAGCUUUCAUUCAUGUUGUAAUGUUAUUCUGUUUUAGGUUCUAAAACUUUCUAGUACUUUAUAUUAAGUGAAGGAAAAUAUAAUAUUAUUUUGUGGAAAACUGA